Molecule: messenger RNA, 273 nt
Organism: Dentiscutata heterogama
Lineage: Eukaryota; Fungi; Glomeromycota; Glomeromycetes; Diversisporales; Gigasporaceae
Source: the annotation of a GenBank genome assembly
AAUCACUAUAUGACAUUAAGAAAAAGAAAGAAAGGUCAAGACUUAGAAAGUUUUUCAGAUUUAAACAUUAAUAUUCCUGGCUUUGUAGGAAAUAUUUCAUCGAGAAAACUGACGACCUUUAUAACUGCAGGGCCUCGUUUACAUCAAUUACUUGAGGCACUCAAUAAUAAUUGGGCGCUUCUAGAUAUAAUUGAUGAUGUUAGUAUUACAUGGUUAGAGAAUAUUAGAAAAGAUGAAUGGGCUGCUUUUAUUAAAAAUAUUAAAGGAUAUUAA